AUGCGAUCUUCAGUGGAUGUGACAUGGUCGGCCACAUUGAAGAAUCGUCCCGCUCUUCCCUCAUGGCUUCACAUCGUUCCAUCUCGAUACAAAGCGAUUGCUUAUCUUGUUGGAACACCGGUGACCGCGGCGCGACAAGUCACAGUGCACGUGUUCGCGAAACGUCUUGAUACGUAUCAAAUUAAACAGCAAUACAUUGUUAUAUCUAUGUCCGAAGAUGAACGAUAUACACGGACAACACAACAGCUGAUUGAUAUCUUUGUGAAGAACGUCGAAGUCGAAACUAUCCUUUCUAAUCGAGAUGGGACUAUAGGUCGGCUAGAAAAAUCGUUGAGAGAGGCAUUUCGCGGAAAAGACGUAAAUCCUUAUAUCUACAACAUUGAACCGGAGUUUCGGGUCCCACAAGGGAAGGAGCAUCUUUUUCGGAUUCAGAAAAGCGGUAGCCUGAUUUCCAUCGGUUCACAGCGAGGAUUUUAUCCCAAUGUACACAAACUUAUUCGCAAUUUGCGUAUGAGUCCGUUUUUCUGCCAAAAACAGAAUUUGGUCGUCCUUAACAAAUAUUUCGCCCCAACAUUUGAUGUGGACUGGUGUCGCACUAGAAUCAGGAACCUAACCAUGCUGCAUAACUAUAUUGAUGGAGAAUCAAGAAGAACUCUGUAUAACACUGAAAAGAUUGUGGAGUUCGGACAGGUUAACGCCACUCCCGCACAACCUCUUAGAGAAGUGGGUUCCAUCGGCGAAGGAUACACGUUCUGGGAAAGCGUCUUGGUUUUCCCGCUUAUCGCUGUUUUUUGUAUUGUUCUCGUCCUUGUUUUGAGUCUCAUUUUCUUCGGCAGAAGAGAGGGUCAACAAUGGCGGGAUUAUAAAACGCCAAAAGAACAGUUAAACGAAUAUGUGAGUGUUCGACAAAGUCAGCGACACCUUCGGGAAUUGUCUGUGCAAAGACAACUACUACUUAUGGCUGGUGAUCAUGACCACACUUCUCCACCAUUCGGAGUUCAUUCCUUCCUCCAGCCGAAAUGCAAAAGUGCAGCGAAUUGUUCUGAUCCCGGUUGUCGAUUGGGCAAAAGUCCUAACAAGCUAGACAGCAAUAUAGUAGAAGAUACGACAGAUAUCUUAUCCACCAACGAUUCAGUGCCUGUAGGAAAGCAAACAGUGGCAGAAGCAGCAAGACAAUGUGGAAGUUCACUUCAUUUCUAUAGAAACCCUUUAGAAAGUGAAACGGACGAAGAGAAUGACAAUGACAGUCUCGACGAAGGAGAUAUCACUAGUGUAUGA
Angiostrongylus costaricensis is the source of this 1278-nucleotide messenger RNA. NCBI's taxonomy places the organism in Eukaryota, Metazoa, Nematoda, Chromadorea, Rhabditida, Metastrongylidae. The record is from the annotation of a GenBank genome assembly.